Molecule: messenger RNA, 387 nt
Organism: Paramecium tetraurelia
Lineage: Eukaryota; Ciliophora; Oligohymenophorea; Peniculida; Parameciidae
Exons: 1
Source: RefSeq, a predicted model, not a curated record
AUGACAGACACAAAUAGGUCGAACAAUCAAAAAAAUAACAAUACUUAAUAAAAGGAUACCUAGGAAUAAUAAGAAUAGAAAAAGAUAGAAACUUUAAAUAAUUCAAAAGAUAUUUAAAAAAAAGAAGAUUAAUUAGAAAAACAAAAAAGCCUAAAAUAAGAAAAUCAAAAAGAAUAACCACUUUAAAAAGAACCUGAAGAAGUUGAGGAAAAUUAUGAGGAUGACAAUUAUGAAGAAGAAUUUAAUCAAGAAAAAGAAUAAGAGUAGGAGUAAAAGUAAGAGUAGGAGUAAGAAUAGGAGUAAGAGCAAGAUUAGGAACAGUAAGAAAAUGAGCAUUAAUCAGAACAGAAAGAUAAUAAAGAAAAUAAUGAAGAAGAAUAUUAGUGA